Cynoglossus semilaevis (tongue sole) is the source of this 2421-nucleotide messenger RNA. RefSeq names its product transcription factor B1, mitochondrial (gene tfb1m). Gene Ontology annotation, molecular function: rRNA (adenine-N6,N6-)-dimethyltransferase activity; mitochondrial transcription factor activity. The record is from RefSeq and is a predicted model, not a curated record. Gene Ontology annotation, biological process: rRNA methylation; transcription initiation at mitochondrial promoter. The transcript has 9 exons. Gene Ontology annotation, cellular component: mitochondrial matrix. NCBI's taxonomy places the organism in Eukaryota, Metazoa, Chordata, Actinopteri, Pleuronectiformes, Cynoglossidae. Bases 967 to 2031 code for a protein of 354 amino acids.
GCUGUACCAUAGGAAUUUGUUAAAGGUUGACGCGGUAGUCUAAUUACUGCUUUGGUUUUCCACUUUUAUAUUUCUUGAUUCCGACCUGUCUAAGAUGAAGAACUGGCAUAAAUAAACAAAUAUAGUCGAAUAUAAUACUUUUGUAUACAAUAGAGAAAUUAAGAAAACAAAAGAAUUCCCUGAGUUGAGUUUUUAAUGUGUUGUGUCUGUUUGUUGUAAAUUUUCUUUGGCCUGCCAUGAUGAUGACUGAUUAUCUCAGAAAUGUUAAUUACUUUUGUUUCAAUCUGACGGUUCACGGAGAGUUCAUGUGAGGAAAUGACUCUCUGACUCCCCCGUCUGUUAAAAUGGUAAAAUACUCGUGAAAUCUCAAUAAUAUCAAUAAAAACAAAUAGAAAAAGUAAGAUCUGUGCCCUAAUAUUUACGUUAAGAAACUCUUCCAGAGGCAACAUGGUAUUUGUAACUAUUCUUACCACGUAUUACCUACGUAGUACUAUGUAUGACGUGUACUCUCUCUUCCACUGUAUGACCACGAGUCUUUAAGGAUGCGGUUUAAGGCUCCAGUAAAAAAACACAAUUUUAAAAUAGUUUUCAUUAAAACAACGAGUUUGUUUUAUGUUUAAAAAUGCUUAAUUUUUCUAAUGGUACAAUGGGAAAUGUCGACACCUCCUGGCUGAACAUCGACAUCAACGUAACAGAACUUUUCAAGGACACAACGCUUACCCCGCCCUUCUUCAAUUUUAUUGGUUGUAUUUUACACUCACGUACGUUGAUUGGACGCCAAGACGUCCACUGAAAGGCAAAGCAGGAAGUGUGCAGGAGAAAACGGCACCGGUGAGAAACUCCACUAGAUGGUAGAAGAGGUCCUGUGUAAGACGCUCCCGUUGACACAGUUAGCUCCUCAGUAGUAACUCAUCCUAAGGCCAGACAGUGGAAAUCAAUACAAUGACCUGAAGAAAUGUUUUCUGAAUGAUGUCCGCCUCCAGGAAACUGGCAUCUUUCCGUCUCCCGCCCCUGCCAACGAUCGGCGAGCUCAUAAAGUUGUACAACCUGCGAGCUGAGAAACAACUGUCCCAGAAUUUUCUUCUGGACUUGAAGCUAACAGACAAAAUAGUGCGCCAAGCAGGCAAUUUGAAGAACGCUCACGUCUGUGAGGUGGGCCCUGGUCCUGGGGGUCUUACACGCUCCAUCCUCAAUGCUGGGGUGGCGGAUUUGGUUGUUGUGGAGAAGGAUUCACGCUUCAUACCAGGACUGAAGCUGCUGUCAGAUGCAGCACCGGGGAAGUUGCGGAUUGUCCACGGGGACAUACUCACCUACAGGAUGGACCGAGGAUUCGCAAAAGAUGUCUCCAGGCCCUGGGAGGAAGAUCCUCCGAACCUCCACAUCAUAGGAAAUCUCCCGUUCAAUGUCUCCACCCCUCUCAUCAUCAAGUGGCUGGAGGACAUGUCAAACAGGACGGGUCCUUUCACCUUUGGACGCACGAGACUCACGCUCACCUUCCAGAAGGAAGUGGCAGAGCGGCUGUCGGCAAGCACAAGCAGCAGACAGAGGAGUCGUCUGUCCGUCAUGGCUCAGUAUCUCUGCCAAGUCCACAACUGCUUCACCAUCCCUGGACGAGCCUUCGUCCCAAAGCCAGAGGUGGACGUGGGGGUCGUUCACUUCACUCCUCUGGCCCAGCCUCAGAUCCAGCAGCCCUUCAAGCUGGUGGAGAAAGUGGUGAGAAAUGUGUUCCAGUUUCGGAGGAAGUACUGUUACAGAGGAAUAGAGAUGUUGUUCCCGGACGCCUGCCGCAUUGAGCUGACACAGGAGAUGAUGCAGAGAGCCGACGUGGACCCCUCGCUGCGGCCCACAGAACUCACCAUACCCCACUUCAAGGCUUUGGUUGAUGCCUAUGCUCACCUGUGUGCCAGUGAACCCAGUCUCCUCAGCUAUGAGCACAGAGAGGAGCUGCAGCUGAGGCACCAUCAGAAGAAAACCAAGAGACCAGCGGACACGUUAAUGGACACCACACCUGGUCCUCUGCUGCCCUGCUGAAAACAGAGAGAGGAACAGGAGCUGCUCACUAACGGCCUGUGGAAACACGGCCUGACAACAGACUGCUCUUAGCCCUGACAUUUUCACCUGGCAUCAACAUGCAUUUUUAAAACUUUCCUCCCCUCACCCAGGGAGCCAGAGUUACCUAACAUUCACAUGAAGGGUGGACACACGGAGCAGGAGAAAGUACAAGUUGAGGUGCUGAGAUGUGUAUUUUUAGACAGAUAAAAGUAACAUAAAAAUAACUCACAGUAAUAUUUCUAAGAGCGACUAUCUGCCUUGAUCCUUUUCUUUUUUUUUUUUUUAGAUCUAGCCCACAUGAAAUCCGGUCCCUGUGGGACCUGAGAGAAACGUCAAGAAUCUUUCAGGGUGAUUGGUUGGUUCACUGUC